UCAAGAUUUUCCCAUAGAAGCCAAAUCGAUCAAAGCCCUAGCAUAUAUUUCCCCUGUUUUCUUCGAUAUAUACUUGUCUUUUUUUAACCUCCCUAAUCGUCUCCACUCUGAAAUUUAUUGACAGGCUGAAUCGCCGAUUUCUAUAAGAUCCGGUUUCACGGCUAUGGGGAUCAUCGCGUCAUCCACGAUUUUUAAAUCGGGGGAUUCGAAGUCCAGUUCUUCAUACUACCAACUCCCGGCGGAGAGACGGAGAGCUCAUGAAGAAGCGAUAGUGAAUGCUACUAUAGAUCUGAUAGCCAGGGAGCUCGACGCCUUAUUCCCUCCGAAACUCGGAGAUACGUCGUCAGCUGAUCCACCAAAUGAAAUUGACCCAACAAAGAGGGAUGAGGAAACAGAAUUGCGGUUUUGCGAGUUUAUGAAUGAGGGUGCUUGCAAAGAAUCAUUUACAGCUUUGAAAAAUUGCGUUGAUGAAGCUCAAAAAUAAACUGAUGAGUGUCAUAAACUCUGGCCUAGGCUGAUCAAGUGUAUGCAUGCUCACUCUGACUACUAUCAGCCGAUUCUGGAUCUUAAGAAAGCUUCUGAAGAUCUGCUGUUGAAGGAUAUCUUAGCCUUUGCCGUAUCGGAAGGGGUCUUAUCCGAAGAGGAGGCUGCGACUGAGCAAGCUAAUGGAUUUUGGGGGCAGGGAUGAAACAUGAUACAACUUCACGUCUGUUAUCAGCCUCCAUAGAUAGCCCAUAUCAUUCUUUGCUUACCUUGUUAAUCAUGAAGUUUCUGUGCUUUUAAAGGCCACUAUUCUCUCUGUAUAAAUAUUGAGUCCCCUUUUAUGUGGUCAAAUGUUAUAAUAUUUAAUUUGCUUGUUGCGCAAGCAAGCUCAAUUUCAUCAGUACAGAGAAACAAUCAAGAAAGUAUUUGGUUUACUGAAGCCGUGAUAUCACUUUCUUCAAUAUGAGCAAUAAAAG
Molecule: messenger RNA, 959 nt
Organism: Arabidopsis thaliana (thale cress)
Lineage: Eukaryota; Viridiplantae; Streptophyta; Magnoliopsida; Brassicales; Brassicaceae
Product: GCK domain protein
Exons: 2
Coding region: 164-484 (106 amino acids)
Source: RefSeq, marked reviewed